UAUGGCGACCGUCUGAAACUCCGAUAAACGUCAAGUGAACUUUUGAAGAAUAAAACACGAAAUAACUCGGUAUAGAGCCCUAAAUCACAAGUUAACUUACAGAUAGAGAAGGUACUCACCAUAAUAUUAAAUAUUUUGACUUAAUUUGUUAACGAAUUGCUAAAACUAUCACAGUAAUUGUAAAAAUAAAGACGCAACAAUACAACCGUGUGGUGUGGGUUGAUGUCAACACAAUUAUUAGGUAUUUAAUCGAUACAAUGCUUGUGUUUUUUCGUGGUUUUAAUCUAUAUAAGCAGGUGUCCUGUGAUAAAGUAUUAAUAGAGCAAUUCCAUGAGUUUUUUCGAGGAGAGAAUGUCAGCAGGGUAUGGUUAAAUCAAACAUGUUGUGUUGUUAAAAAUGGAGAGCAUUUUUUGUGUACAGGGUAUGGAGAAAGUGAUUUUAAUAAGUUAGGUAUAAACAAUUUAAACCCUGUUGAUGUUAGUAUGACAGAUGAUAAGGUUUUUAUGUUGGGAGAUUUAGGGUGUGUCUGUAAAGUUAACUUAAAUGAUAAAGAUAUUAAAUUAAGCAAAAUAAUGAAUCUGGGGUUAAGUGAUAACGAUAAAGUAGUAAAAAUAGCCAGUGGGGCCAAACUUUUUGUAGCCUAUUCUGAAGAGGGUUAUAUUUUUAACAACCUGAACAAAUUAAACGUAAAAAUAGCCGAUGUAAAAGACAUCAAAUGCGGUAGAGAACACUGCUUACUUUUAACCAAAAAAGGCGACAUUUACUCUUUCGGUAGAGGCAGCCGAGGCCAAUUGGGGCACGGCAACCUCGACGACCUUGAAAAUCCCCUGCUAUUAAACGCUCUAGCAGGAAUAAAAAUAACGCAAAUUUCUUGCGGCGAUUGGCACUCCUGCGCAGUAAGCGACACAGGCGACCUCUACGUUUGGGGAUGGAACUCCAACGGCCAACUGGGUUUAAAAAAAUCAGACAUGGUUGCCGUUAGUUCCACCCCGUGUUUAGUCGACUUUCCCGGGGAGGUAAACGUGGCAACGUUGGCAUGCGGAAGUCGACAUACGGUUGUUUUAUUGGACAACAAAAAGCUUUUUGGUGCCGGUUGGAACAAAUAUAAGCAGCUAAAAGACGACGAGGCCUGUGAUUUUUUCGACUUUACUUACCUCCAUGAUUUUAGUGAGUUUUUAGAGUCCACUGUGGUUUGUGGACCUUGGAAUACUUGUGUGCUAUGUCAAUAGGUUUUUAUAACUAUAUAUUUUGUAUUAUUGAUUCUUGACAAUAAAACUUAUUGUACAAUGUAA
Molecule: messenger RNA, 1292 nt
Organism: Brassicogethes aeneus
Lineage: Eukaryota; Metazoa; Arthropoda; Insecta; Coleoptera; Nitidulidae
Source: the annotation of a GenBank genome assembly